AUGCUCGCUCAGACGCUGCGACUCCCCACCGGCUGCUGCAGCUCACGUCUUCUGCUCUGGGUUCCUCGUAGAGUUCUGCUCGGUUCCACGGACAGGCUGGAGGGCGGCCUCGGGUCCAGCCUGCUGAGGAAGAUCUCUUCCAGGAGGCGAAACAACAGCCCUCAGCCCCCAGAGGCCAAUGAAAUGGGAGGAAGUGGGGAUGACGGUGGACCCGGCAGGCUGAGCCGCCGGCUGUCUCGUCUGGGCAGCAGGCAUCAGUCCAGGGAUCCUCCCAGACCUCCAGCCCAGCCGGAGAGACCUGCAGCCGCCCCGGUUCUACAAGAUGAGCGUCCUCCUCCACCUGCUCCUGCUUCUCCUCCAGCUCCAGCUCCUCUUCCUCCACCCACUGAAAUGAAACCCAGACGUCCCGACAAAGCUACCAAACCGAAGCUUCCCCCUCGACCCAUGUCCAAAGUGUUCAGCAGCACCGAGCACGGAGCAGCUGUGUUGCAGGGCUUCGAUAGUUUCCGGUCCGAUGAGACUCUCUGUGACGUUGUUUUGGUUCCUGGAGACAGUAAAGACACCUUUCCAGUCCACAGAGUCCUCAUGGCUUCAUCCAGCGACUACUUCAAGGCCAUGUUCACAGGAGGCAUGAGGGAGCAGGAGAUGAGGGAGAUCAAGCUGCAUGGGGUGACUAAGACGGGCCUGAAGAACAUCAUCGACUUCAUUUACACCUCCAAAGUCAGCCUGGACAUGGGGAACCUGCAGGACACGCUGGAGGCCGCAAACUUCCUGCAGGUCAUGCCCGUCCUGAGCUUCUGCAACCAGCUGCUGAGCAGUGAGAUCACUAUUGAUAACUGUGUGGAAGUGGAGCACAUCGCCACAGAUUUACUCCUGGAGGACGUUCAGCUCAACAUCGGUGAGUUUGUGAGCCAGAACCUGUCUGAGCUGGUGGACUGUGGUCGCUACCUGCAGCUCUCUGAGACCACCAUGGCCAACGCUCUGUCCAGCAACUCCCUGAAGGGUUUCUCUGAGCUGGAGCUCUACCACAUCGCCAGAGGAUGGCUGGACCACGACCUUCCCAAGCGCCGCUCCUCCGUUUACGCCUUGAUGCGCCACAUUCGCUUCCCUCUGAUGAGCCCCAGCGAGCUCAUCCAGAUCUCCCAGGACGACGAAGAAGGAGGCGACUCCAUGAUGCGCUCGGAGACGUCCUGCGUGAACCUGCUGCUGGAGGCCAGCAACUACCAGAUGAUGCCCUUCAUGCAGCCAGCCCUGCAGACCGAGAGAACGCAGAUCCGCUCGGACACCACGCAUAUCCUGGCGCUGGGCGGCGUGAUGCGACAGCAGCUGGUGGUGAGUCGAGAGCUGAGGCUGUAUGAUGAGAAGACCGGCCACUGGAGAGCCCUGAGGCCCAUGGAGGCGCCUCGCUAUCAGCAUGGAGUCGCUCUGCUGGGAGGCUUCCUCUUCAUCGUUGGAGGUCAGAGCACCUACGACACAAAGGGUAAGACGGCCAUCGACAGCGCCUACAGAUACGACCCCAGAUUCGACAAGUGGCUUCAGAUCGCUUCACUCAAUGAAAAGAGGACCUUCUUUCACCUCAGCGCUCUGAAGGGGAAACUGUUUGCUGUGGGAGGAAGGAAUGCAUCAGGAGAGAUCAACACGGUGGAGUGUUACAACCUGAAGAAAAACGAGUGGACGUUUGUGACCAGCAUGGUGGAGCCUCACUAUGGACAUGCAGGAACAGUUCAUGGGGAUCUCAUGUACAUCUCAGGGGGCAUCACUCGCGACACCUUCCAGAAGGAGCUCUGGUGUUAUGACCCUGGAUCCGACACGUGGACCCGCCGGGCCGACAUGAUGGACCUCCGAGGGCUCCACUGCAUGUGCACAGUGGAGGACCGGCUCUACGUGAUGGGAGGAAACCACUUCAGGGGCAGCAGCGACUAUGAUGACGUCCUCAGCUGCGAGUUCUACAGUCCGGACUCAGACCAGUGGACGGUGGUGGCGCCGAUGCCCCGGGGACAGAGCGACGUCGGUGUCACCGUCUUCAACGGCCACAUCUACGUGGUGGGAGGCUACUCCUGGAACAGCCGCUGCAUGGUGGACAUCGUUCAGCGCUAUGAUCCGGAGAGCGACGCCUGGGACCGAGUCUUCAACGUCCUGGAGCCUCUGGGAGGCAUCCGGGCCUGUACGAUGACGGUCCACCUGCCAGAGGGUUCAGUGGACGAGGCCCAGAUCCAGGAGUGUCCGUUGCCCACCGCCAAGAGCUGAGAGCAGCAGGGGAGGUGCAGGAGGAAGUCUGCAGCAGCAAAACAAGAAGCUGUGUGGGCCGUAAACACAGGCUUCAUGUUUGGGCGAGGUGGCUAGCUAAUAUUAGCAUUCUGCAGUCUGAAGCUUUGACACAUUUUCUACCAAACACAGGCUUCAUGUGUAGGUGAGGGAGCAGCUAAUAUUAGCAUUCUGCAGUCUGAAACCUUCACAUGUUUUCUACCAAACACAGGUUUCAUGUGUAGACGAGGCGUCUAGCUAAUAUUAGCAUUCUGCAGUCAGAAGCUUUGAAACGUUUUCUACCAAACACAGGCUUCAUGUGUAGGUGAGGGAGCUAGCUAAUAUUAGCAUUCUGCAGUCUGAAGCUUUACCAUGUUUUCCAGCAAACACUUUGUUUCACGUCCCUCCUGCUCUGCUGCUUGAGUCCAUAUUCUCUGAAUGAAAGACCAAACUGCUUGGUUCAUUGAAAAACUCAACCAGGAAAACAAGUCAGGACCAACUCGAAGAUAAACCCCCCGAUUCAGCACCAAAAUACUGCAAAUGAAGCAUAAAGACGGCGUUCCAACCAUCAGUGUUUCUGUUAUUAAUCUGUAAAAUAAAAGGAAUGAACUGAACUCUCUGUUUGAUGAUGAAGGAUGAAGGAGUCACAGUGGUUCUGGUUGAUAAGACAGAAAGACAGACAGAUGGACGGAUACUUACUGACGUAGUUACUUACUGACGUAGUUACUUCUUUACAUACUUAGUUCCUUGCUUACUUUUUACUGACUUCUUAUUUAAUUACUUACUGACUUAUUUACUCAGUUACAUAAUGACUUGUGUACUUAAUUACUUACUUAGAUACUUACUUACUUACUUACUGACUGACGUAAUUACUUUCAGUUAGUUGACUGUUUCUGUAAUUUGUAAACUAAAGGAAGUGAUUUCUCUGUUUCUUGAUGAACUGUGUUUUGACAGAUAACUGAUCUUCCAGUCAGGAGGUUUUUAAGCCAUAACGUUUUAUUCUGAUUCGUAGAUGGAAAUUCUUGUCCUUUUAUAAAUUCGCCCUGAAACCAACAAAGUCGACUUCAACAAACAUCCUUUGUGCUCAAUUAAAGACUCACUGAUCCUCUUCUAAUGAGUUUCACCAAAGUGAAACCAGAUAAAGGGUGGCUGAACAUCACGAGUUUAGUAUCUGAUAACGUGGAAACAGAAGCUUCUGGUUUGAUGUGUUUUGUACAGUUCUGCUGCUUUAAGAUGAAAUAAAACCUUUAUUGUGGACUUCA
Acanthochromis polyacanthus (spiny chromis) is the source of this 3506-nucleotide messenger RNA. Its product is annotated as kelch-like protein 9. Bases 1 to 2247 code for a protein of 748 amino acids. Gene Ontology annotation, molecular function: cullin family protein binding; ubiquitin-protein transferase activity. Gene Ontology annotation, cellular component: Cul3-RING ubiquitin ligase complex. Lineage: Eukaryota; Metazoa; Chordata; Actinopteri; Pomacentridae. Gene Ontology annotation, biological process: protein ubiquitination; regulation of cytokinesis. The transcript has 11 exons. The record is from RefSeq and is a predicted model, not a curated record.